Esox lucius (northern pike) is the source of this 2504-nucleotide messenger RNA. RefSeq names its product BTB (POZ) domain containing 9 (gene btbd9). The coding region runs from base 194 to 2059 and encodes 621 amino acids. Gene Ontology annotation, molecular function: protein binding. The transcript has 11 exons. Lineage: Eukaryota; Metazoa; Chordata; Actinopteri; Esociformes; Esocidae. The record is from RefSeq and is a predicted model, not a curated record. Gene Ontology annotation, biological process: modulation of chemical synaptic transmission; adult locomotory behavior; circadian behavior.
GUGAUUAUUUAAUGUUGCUCACAAAACGCUCACAAGUUAGCAACUAAAACAGUUAAUUUCAUCCCUGUACGGAUAUUUGACGUUUACAACUUAACAGUUGUCAUAGUUUCUAAAAAGGAACUUUCACUUUAAAGGGGCAGACAAGACAACGACUUUUCCGCUCACAUGUGACAGUGCCCUCUAGUUUGGUGCCAUGAGUAACAGCCAUCCCCUACGUUCGCUGACCUCCGUGUCAGAGAUAGACCACCUGCACCUGCUGUCAGAGCACUUAGGCGCCCUGGUGUCCGGCGAGGAGUACAGCGAUGUUACAUUUGUUGUGGAAGGGAAGCGCUUCCCCGCCCACCGGGUCAUCCUAGCAUCACGCUGCCAAUAUUUUAGAGCCAUGCUCUUUAAUGGCAUGAAAGAGUCUCAGCAGCAGGCAGAGGUUCCGCUGGAGGAGACACAGGCCGAGGCGUUCUCCAUGCUCCUGCAGUACCUGUACACGGGCCGGGCUAGCCUGAAUACAGCCCGCGAGGAUGUCCUACUGGACUUCCUGGGACUUGCACACCGCUAUGGCCUCCAGCCACUAGAGGAUAGCACCUGCGAGUUUUUGCGCACAGCGCUGCACACACAGAAUGUGUGCCUGGUGUAUGACGUGGCCAGCCUCUACUGUCUGGGGGGGCUGGCACAGGCGUGCUGUGCCUACAUGGACAGGCAGGCACCCGAUGUGCUGGCAUCAGACGGCUUCCUCACUCUCUCCAAGACAGCUCUUUUAGCCGUGGUCCGGCGUGAUUCUUUCGCUGCCACCGAGCGAGAGAUAUUCCAAGCACUCUGUCGCUGGUGUCAGCACAACGCAGACAAUGAGACAGCGGCGCAGGAAGUGAUGUCGGCGGUGCGCCUGCCCCUCAUGAGCCUGAUGGAGAUGCUAAACGUGGUGCGCCCAUCAGGUCUCCUCAGCCCUGACAAUCUGCUCGACGCCAUCCAGACACGCUCUGAGAGCCGUGACAUGGACCUUAACUACCGUGGCAUGCUCAUCCCUGAGGAGAACAUUGCCACCAUGAAGCACGGUGCUCAGGUGGUGAAGGGCGAGCUGAAGUCGGCCCUGCUAGAUGGAGACACUCAGAACUACGACCUGGACCACGGCUUCUCCCGGCACCCUAUCGAGGAGGACGGCCAUGGCCGCGCGGGCAUCCAGGUCAAGCUGGGGCAGCCAUCUAUCAUAAACCACAUCCGCCUGCUGUUGUGGGACCGUGACAGCCGGUCGUACUCUUACUAUGUGGAGGUGUCCAUGGAUGAGCUGGACUGGGUACGUGUCAUUGACCACUCCAAGUUCCUGUGUCGGUCCUGGCAGAGUCUCUUCUUCACAGCGCGUGUCUGCAGGUAUGUGCGCAUUGUGGGAACACACAACACAGUCAACAAAGUGUUCCACCUUGUGGCUUUUGAGUGCAUGUUCACACAGCGGCCCUACAUUCUGGAGAAAGGCCUCCUGGUCCCUGACCGGAACGUGGCUACCAUCGCGUGCGGUGCCAGCGUGGUCGAGGGAGUGAGCCGCAGCCGCAACGCCCUGCUCAACGGUGACACGUCCAACUACGACUGGGACUCGGGCUACACCUGCCACCAACUUGGCUCGGGGGCUAUUAUCAUCCAGCUGGCCCAGCCCUACAUGUUGGACUCUCUCCGAUUACUGCUCUGGGACUGUGACAACCGCAGCUACAGUUAUUACGUUGAGCUGUCCACUAACCAGCAGCUCUGGACCAAGGUGGUGGACCGUACCAAAUUGGCGUGCAGGUCUUGGCAGACACUGGUGUUCGACAGGCAGCCCGCCUCUUUUGUGCGCAUCGUGGGGACCCACAACACAUCCAAUGAGGUGUUCCACUGUGUCCACUUCGAGUGCCCUGCCCAGCUCGACACAGAGGUAAAGGAGGGAAGCCCGGGGCCUGAAACAGCCAGCUCAGAUGCCAAGUACCAGCAGAGUCGUUUUCAGCCCCAGUCCACCUCCCAGGUCCCACUCCAACUCCCCACCCGGCCUUACUCUUCCUCCUCCUCCACCUCAUCUUCCUCACACUCCCAUCACCGAUGAGGUGUUUUGUUAAUGCCAGAAUGCUUCUGAUACAAUGAAAAUCCAACCCUAGAUCAUGGUUUCCCAACCCUUUCCUCUGGGAUUACAGACAUUUCAGAUAUUUGUUUUAGCCCUGAACUGGCUCAGGUGGGACAGUUUAACAAAAUUCAACAAAUAUGUGAGAUGUCUGGUGGUCCCAGAGGAGACAGUUGGUUGCCCUAGACAUCUUUUUACACGUUUUGCUAUUGUGAUUUCACCACGGGUUACUGAAAAUAAUAUGCUGCUCAAAUUAAAUAUAUAUUUUUACGAAAUGAAACCCCUUUUGUUGUUGUUAAAUGUGAUGUUGAUUAUGAUGGCAAUGGCAAGGUCUACAUCUUUUUUGACUUUUCAACAAGUAUUUUGAAUUUAUAAGAUUAUUAGUGACAAUUAGUGAUGACAUAAGACUAUAGAAGAAGCCUUAAUUAAA